AUGACCAAACGUGACGUUGACGAUGUGGCUGAUCAAGCCGACAAGGCUACCAAAAAGCUCAACCGCAACUUCACCGUUGAUGAGAUCAAGCUGAGUUUCCAACCGAAACUCUGGACUGAAGAAUACCAACAACUGCUCAAGCACGACGUGGCCGAGUCCCAGCCCUACCGGUGGGGCCAUUUUACCGAUUUAUUUGAUGACGAAUUGCUCCGCAAAGUCCGCAAAGAAGUGCUUAAUGAGAUCCAUUUUACUAAAAAGGAAACCGAUAUUUAUAAAGUGUACCAGCUGGGAGACUUGGCCAAUCUUUCGGGAUUGGACUGGAACGACUUGCUGAGACUUCCCUCAUUGUUUAGAUUACGGGCAGCCAUCUAUUCUCAAGAGUUCCGUGAUGCUAUAUCCACUAUCACGGGCUGUGGUAAGCUUAGUGGUAUCAAGACGGAUAUGCUGAUUAACACCUACCGCAAGGGGUGUCACCUUUUAACUCACGACGAUGUCAUUGGUCUGCGUCGGGUAUCGUUUAUUCUUUAUAUGCCUGAGCCUGGUAAGCCGUGGAAGGCUCAGUAUGGUGGGGCUCUUCGUCUCUUCCCGCUGGUGGUGCCUAAUGUUCCCAAGACCGAUUAUGAGUGUAAAUUUGUGCCUCAAUUCAACCAAAUGGCGUUCUUUACUGUCCAGCCAGGGCUUCUGUUCCACGACGUCGAGGAAGUUAGGGAAGACCGCCACCGGUUGCUGAUUCAAGGGUGGUUUCAUAUCCCUCAACCCGGUGAAGAUGGGUACAUUCCUGGCGAACAAGCGGAGACUGAAGCUCGUCUGACGUUACAACAGCUCCAGCUGAAGGAACUCCAAGAGUUUGAUUUUCCCAAACCGUUCAGAUACGAUUUACUUGAUGAUACUGUUAAUCAAAUUGCUACUGCUAUUGCUGAGGGACUCACUGAAGAUGAUCGCAGAUACCUUGAACGAUUCCUUAACCCGUUGCUCUUGCGGCCCGAACAUAUUGCCACGAUUAAGGCGACAUUCCUCGAAGAGAAUAUUGUUGAGAUCCCUAACCUUUUCAAUGAAGCCAUCGCUGAACCUUUGAAAAAAGCAUUACGGGAAGCGGAAAUUGAACGUGAAACUCCCACUACCGUCGACACAGUCGAGGCACCGUGGAAAUGUGCUGUGCCUCCUCAUAAACAACGGUUUUUGUACAUUGACGGUAAGCUGUCCUUCUCGCUCACUAAGGAAAGCAUUGAUUUUGAAAACAAAGUGGGUCCCCAAGAAAUGCCUAACUUUGGGCUUGUGCCUACUCCCCACUCAUCUGAUGAACGAGUGGUGGCAGUAGCUCGAUUUGUCACCCUGAUUCUGUUUAAAAAAUGGCUUGCUCUCAUUACCGAGCUCAUCACUACCCUGGAACAAGUAUUGGUACGCCGAUUCCGUCCGGGCCAAGACUUUAUCUUGGCUACACCUACUGAUAAGCAAUUGGCUCGUAAUGACGAAGAGGUCAACGCUGUGCUUGAGGCGACGCUCGACUUGACUCCCACUGCCGAUACCUCCGAUAAGCUGUGGGCCCUGGGCGAGUACGGCGGCUACGAGUUGUGUAUGGCACGCCCCGAAGAGUUUGAAGAGGACGACGAUCCCGCUAUCUACAAGCAGAGCGACGAUGCUGACGACCUGGUGUUGCUGACGACUCAAUGCCUGUGGAACCGUCUCACCCUCAUGUUGCGUGAUCCCACCGUGCUCAAGUUUGUCAAAUACGUCUCCAUCAAUGCCAGAGGGUCGCGGUGGGACGUGCUGUGCCAGUGGAAUGUUAAGGAUGGCGGCGAUGACGAUGACGAGGACGAGGACGAGGAGAAUAAUGAUAAUGAUAAUUAA
Molecule: messenger RNA, 1848 nt
Organism: Diutina rugosa
Lineage: Eukaryota; Fungi; Ascomycota; Pichiomycetes; Serinales; Debaryomycetaceae
Gene: OFD1
Product: oxidative DNA demethylase
Exons: 1
Coding region: 1-1848 (615 amino acids)
Biological process (GO): peptidyl-proline hydroxylation; regulation of translational termination
Cellular component (GO): cytoplasm
Molecular function (GO): iron ion binding; L-ascorbic acid binding; peptidyl-proline dioxygenase activity
Source: RefSeq, a predicted model, not a curated record